Molecule: messenger RNA, 2161 nt
Organism: Galleria mellonella (greater wax moth)
Lineage: Eukaryota; Metazoa; Arthropoda; Insecta; Lepidoptera; Pyralidae
Exons: 9
Coding region: 468-1721 (417 amino acids)
Source: RefSeq, a predicted model, not a curated record
UCUUACGGAAAAUCUGAGAAAUUAGGAAACGGAUUUAAUUUUUAUUUUCAUAAUUUCACUUAUUCCUGAAGAUUCCGGAUUAAACGUCUAUUUUUCUCUUAACACAGGGUAAUCAAGUAUGAAGAGCAGAUAUUUGACGUCAUUGUAUGGCAUUUGUUUAAAUAUAAGUUUAUAUAUUUGUGUGUGUAAUUAAAAAUAAUAAUUCGUAUCCAAAGCAUGUAAACAGCAUCAUUUCAACACGCUCACGUUGUCGUCUGCAAUAUACUAUUUCUGUGUAAGUAAUACCUAAUUAUUUAUGGUAUCGAUAAAGAAUCGGUUACUACGAGUUCCCGAUAAGAUACUCAUUAUUACUCCAUUAGUACCUAAUUAUAACCGGUCACUGAAAAUAUAACUCUAGAUUUAUAUCCAAGUAAAUUAGUGUUAUCACUAACUCGCGAGUCCUGUGUUCGGUUAAAUUGUUAUUUAAAAUGAUAAUAUUAAUUAUAUCGGCAUUAAUUCCAGCAUUAUUGUUGCUGGUUGUCUUUAGAUUUGCGAAUAAGAGACGGAAGCCGGCGAUUUUUGGAGUGUAUCAAUUACAAAAUAAAAAUUACUACUUCAAAUUUGUUUUAGUGUAUAUAUUUUUAAGAAUAAGGCAGCUCGUUAGUCACUUAAAGCGAUUAUUGGAAAUAGAAUUGGGUCGCAGUGCGGACGGAAUUGUGCACGUUCAACGACAAGAUGCAGUUUUGGAACAAAAGUAUUAUCUUAAUGAUCAUGCACUGGCAGUGGACGCAAUUUAUUUCAAUGGAAUGUCAAAAGAAGGAGACGCAAUUAUAUGUGGGGUAGCGCGAAGACCUGGAAAUGUUUGUGAUGCAUUUUUAUAUCUGAAGAUAAAAGGAGAAGAACUAUUAUUGUCACCAAAUCUACCAGAUACAUAUCUGAAGCAAAAAACUAUUGAGGAAGGGGAGUACAGUGUAGAGGGUAUAGAACUGAAAAAUUUUGUUCCUAUGAGAACUUGGGAGCUGAAAUUUAAUGGAGAAAUGAAACCUAGAAAUGAAACAGAAAAAAGAGCAGACGUACAAAUGACCCUUACAUGGAGUGCACAAUGGGCACCUUUUAACUAUGAUAAGCAAAUAUCACCACGGUGCUUAGCUAGCAGCAUGGCUAGGGAGCCGUGGUCACGAGACUAUUUUAAUUUGCUAAAAAGGUUACAUCAAACUCAUUACGAGCAAAUGGGUUCCAUUAAAGGCACUGUAUCAAUAAAUGGAAAUGAACAUAUUUUGGACGUGCCUUGUGUUAGAGACCACACUUUCGGUCGAUUCCGAGAUUGGCGUACAUUCCACCGAUAUGUAUAUCAUUUUAUAUUCCUUGAAAAUGGUGAUUGUGCUGCUGUCGGUAACGUGUGUCAACCAGCAGUUUUAUCUAACUUAACGAUUGGUUACUACUGUCGUCAAUCCGACCAGAAAGUAUUUCCAAUAGAUUCGUGCGACUUUCAAUUGUAUCAACACGGAGAGGAUCAGAUCCUGCCAAAAGAUUAUGGAUUUGUUUUCGAAGCUGGUUGGGAAUUAUUUGCCGUACGUGUGAAAGUCGAUGACGAAGAAACCUUUUAUAUCGGCAAAGAUAGGGAGGCAAAGUUCUACGAGCGCUGGUCUACUGUUGAAGUGAACGGUGUUAAGGGCUGGGCCUGUGUUGAAUGGCAAUACAACAACGUACAAGCAAAAAAUGUAACUAAAAAUGUAGAGUAAAUGUUGGUGUUCGAAAAAUGCACUGUAACUAUUGAAUACCCAUUAAAUAUGUCAAGUAUACAUAUUUAAUUGUGUAAAUUAUGUUAUUAGGCAUAGUAUUGCUCCUAAUUGGCUAAAAUAUUGUAUUUAGUUUUUAUAGAAAUCGAUUUUCUUAUAAAAAUACUUUUCAAGAAACAGUUCAUAUAGUCAUUUGGAUUGCAAAUAUCACGCGAUAAAAGGCAGUAAAGCUCGCCAUUAUUAUCACUAAUGUUCACGAAAUUCAAUUUCGUCUCCACAAUACAUGUUUAACAGGUAAAUAAUACACAAAUAUAGCGAGGAAAGUUAAUAAUAUUUAGCGUAACAAUUCAUGUAACUUAACUAUUAACUUAUAAGUACUACACAGACUAGCAAAUAAAUUAUACUUUUAUAUUUUUAUAAAGAAUACAAUUUGCUUUAAACAA